This is a messenger RNA of Ascochyta rabiei, 1572 nucleotides long. RefSeq lists its product as uncharacterized. The coding region runs from base 1 to 1572 and encodes 523 amino acids. NCBI's taxonomy places the organism in Eukaryota, Fungi, Ascomycota, Dothideomycetes, Pleosporales, Didymellaceae. The transcript has 3 exons. The record is from RefSeq and is a predicted model, not a curated record.
AUGCCGCCAAAGGCACAGCCUCCAUCAGAUCCCUUCACGCCGUCUAGUGCGCAUGUUGCGUUGGCCAUCGCCAUCAUCAGAGCAAAGCCGCCAGGGACCUCGGCAAGAGACUACGUCCUGGGGCUGCGAAGCCAAGUGCGGCCUGGCUCAGCUGAGUCGGAAACCCAUGAAGAGGGCCACUACCUCGACCUAGUCGCGUAUUGGAAGGACCAGUGCCGGAGAUGGCAAGACGAAUGUGAUGGUCUGCGGAGCGAGAACAUCAAGCUCGAGCGUUCCAAUCACUCCCUGACAAGCCGUACAAGCUGUACAUCGGAUACAAUUUCGAUCAACACCAUGAACACGUCGAAAAGGAAAGCACGAACGGCUUCGCCAGUGCGGAACGCGAAGCGAUCCAAGGGCGCCCAACAAGGCGAAAACUCCACGACUGAGACCCAGGACAUGAUUGACGACGACUUCGACUUCCUCGACGGACUAGGUCCAGAGGGCACGAACCUGACCGAGUCCCUGUUUACGACGUACAAACUUUGCCGAACAACGAGUUCAGAUGUCGAUACGUUUUGCUUCGCACUGGUCCGGACAGCCAACGCAUUGGGCAAGGUCAUACGCCUGGUCGCUCACAAACACGGACAGCUUUCGCGACAAGGUGUGCAAACGUCCGGGCCGGCAUCUCUGGAUCGUGAUAAAUCCAACUUUGCACUUGCAAUGACCAUUUGCGCGCGAGGCUUCAUGGCAGUACUUGUCGGUCUCAGCAAGAUGGCUGACAUGAGCAACGAUCAGCGACUUUCGAGUCUUGUUGUAUGCGAGCUGGCGGACAUGUUCAAGACGGUGCUUGCUGCGAUGGAAUCAGUUGCGCGGCAUACCGCCCAACAGAAACCCUUGCAAGCAGUCGAUUCGAAGAGAGCGAGAGAUACGACAACCGCCAUGGUCCCUAAAGAAUCCAUUCCAGCUCGUGCAUUGGCUCACCUACUGAUUGGUUUUCUUGGCUUUCUUGAAAAGACCAAUCCACUACACCAACAAGUAUUCGACGGCUUCGUUUAUCUUUUGCUCGAGCGCGUCGGGCGGCGUUUGUUCUACUGUACGUUCGGCAGACAUCGCAAUAGCACAGUGGAGGGCGAUAUCCAACCAUCGCCCGAACCAAGAUCAACAGAAGAAGCUGUGAGACAGGACACUGAAGCGCUUGGGACGCGUCUCGAAGUAAAAGCCCUCGUCUUGGUGCUUGAGCGCGCCAUGGGCCUGGCACCAAACCACAUGAACUCUCAAACAUCCAACGCCAGCCGGAGUCAGAAGAAACUAGGUCGCACUUUGAGCCUCAAGAACCUGCCCUCCGUAUCAAGAGCUCGUCUCAGCCCGCUUGCCAAGGAUCGCCUCCAGCGAACGCUGGUUGCUUGCAUGUACGGCGACAAGAUGGAUGACGAGUUUCUUGAUGUACUCACAAAGCCUAAGCCGUCCAUGCGGCUGGGCUCAUUGCAGAAUGUUGCAAGGAUAGACGAUAAAGAUGUGGAAGACUGGUAUAAGAAGGAGGUGUGGCGACUCGUCGGCUGGGACGUACUUGCCAAAGAAAGUGGGUGGUGA